Molecule: messenger RNA, 2195 nt
Organism: Penaeus chinensis
Lineage: Eukaryota; Metazoa; Arthropoda; Malacostraca; Decapoda; Penaeidae
Product: early nodulin-75-like
Exons: 4
Coding region: 267-1511 (414 amino acids)
Cellular component (GO): chitin-based extracellular matrix
Molecular function (GO): structural constituent of chitin-based larval cuticle
Source: RefSeq, a predicted model, not a curated record
ACACAUCAACUUUUCCUCACCCUGCGGCAACAGUUUUAACGAAAGCAAUUAUUGAGUUUAUUUGACUUAACGAUCAAGCGUUUUCCUUUCUGGAGAGCAGCCAAGGCUUCAAACUCUCAAAAGCUAAACAUCUGAGCCUCCAUGAACGUUUUUUUCCGUCCUUGAAACCAAGCGAGAGUGGUGGGCGGAGCUCCUCGGCCCGAACGCUAUAUAAGCCUCGGCCGCAUCGAGGACCGCGAUAUCUGUGCAACACCUUCGCUACAGACAUGAAGCUCCUCCUGCUGGCGUGUGUUGCAGUGGCAUAUGGGAGUCCCCUGAAUGGCAGAUCGAACUCCGCAUCGGUGUAUGACUACUAUGACUUCCUAGACAUCCCGCGGACGCAGCCGGUGGCCCUGUCGAGAGCCGAUGGGCCUCCUCCCCGACGCCCCCCGCCCCUCCGCCACCAGGCCCCCUGGCGCCCCCCACCUCAGAAGGCCAGCUUCCGGCCCUCUCCACUCAGGGCCGAGGACUACCAGCUGGCCGGCUCAGAGAUCUUCCAGCCGCAGCCUCAGCCCCUCCCGCAAUACCGCGCGAAGCCCAGGCCACAGCCCUACCAACGCCCGAGGCCGUCCUACCAGUCGGACAAGCGCCGGCGGCCCGAACCUCCCGUCUCGUACCGGGAGGAGCCCGUCUACGUGGUCGAAGAGCCGGUCUACGCUGCUCGCCCUCACUUCGAGGAGGACCUUGUGAGCUACAAGGACGACCCGAUUGUGUACCACGAGGAGCCCGUCGCCUACGUGGAGCGGCCGCAGUUCCACGACGAUCUCCCGGAGUAUCACGAAAAACGCCCAUCUUUCCAGAAUGAGCGUCCGUCAUACCAAGAGCGACCAGUCUACCAAAGCGAGCGGCCACAAUACCAAGCCGAAAGGCCACAAUACCAGGAGGAACGGCCACAAUACCAGGAGGAACGGCCACAAUACCAGGACGAAAGACCACAAUACCAGGAAGAACGGCCACAAUACCAGGACGAAAGACCACAAUACCAGGAGGAACGGCCACAGUCCUACGAGGAGCUCGAGCAGUACCACGACGAGCCGCCACAUUACCAAGAGGAGCGGCCCGCCUACGAGGAGCAGACCCGCGAGAAGGAAUUCCGCCGGCCGCCCGCCAACGACUUCGCGCCCGCCCUCAAGGAGGAGGAGAGCGUGAAGGAGAAGCGGCAGGUCGCGCACGGCGGCGGCCACUUCGACGAGGCUGGAGAAAAGUUUGCUGCCGACGCUGCAGCGGUUGAGAACGCCAAGGGCGCCGGGCGCCUGGCCUUCCAGAUCCACGGCCAGCAGGGCCCGCACUCCUACCGCUUCGGCUAUGACACCGGCAAAGGGAAAAACCGGCAGUUCCGCUACGAGGAGCGGGAUGGCCACGGGCAGGUGCACGGGCGCUACGGCUUCUACGACAAGGACGGCAAGCUGCAGGUGGUCAACUACUCCGCCCACCCGGAGCACGGCUUUUCCGCCGACGUCCCCAAACCCUGAGCCGGGGUCCGGGCCGAGCACAAGCUGACCCGUCGUUCUGUGCAAGGGCUAGUUAGGUUCGUAUAGGCCGUGUCCCUCCGCGGCGCUCGUCUCUCGCCACGGAAGCGCUGGCUCAGAUUGUGCUCCGCCACCUAUGAGGACCUUCCCACCCGAUGUUUUGAAGCCAAAAGUGUCUAAGAGUAGUCCGUAGCCACGACAUCGUGUCUAGUCAGGUGGAGGAGGUGGGUUUGUGACCACUCGAGGAAUGAUCUUCCUAUGAGCACACGCACCACCCUUCCACUGUUCUAUAAACCAUCUUGCACGGUUAGAAAACACGUCCACACACCCAUACCCACACACACACACACACACACACACACACACACACACACACACACACACACACACACACACACACACACACUCGCAUUAAACUUUGCUUCCAUUCAUACCACAUAAUCACAACAAAUAUUACUCUCUCGGCGCACCGUUCAUGCACCUUAAUCUCCUCUUCCAGAAGUCAGCUGGCUCGCGACAUUUCCACAACACUGGUACAGUUGCUACUACUUUAUGUGAAGCCGCUGGCUGCUUGUUAUCAUAAACUGCAAUAAUUUAAUGUUUUUACUAUUUAAUUUUAUUUGUUGAUUCUGUUGUUUUGAGAGGGCUGGAACCCUACUUUUGUACAAAAAUAUAUGACAAAAUAAA